This is a messenger RNA of Salvelinus sp. IW2-2015, 640 nucleotides long. RefSeq names its product synaptotagmin-C-like. Gene Ontology annotation, cellular component: exocytic vesicle; plasma membrane. The record is from RefSeq and is a predicted model, not a curated record. Gene Ontology annotation, biological process: regulation of dopamine secretion; regulation of calcium ion-dependent exocytosis; cellular response to calcium ion. Gene Ontology annotation, molecular function: calcium ion binding; phosphatidylserine binding; clathrin binding. NCBI's taxonomy places the organism in Eukaryota, Metazoa, Chordata, Actinopteri, Salmoniformes, Salmonidae.
GGCCCCCGUACUACACAACGUACUGCACAAGGUACUGCACAACGAGGAUGAAGAAGUGCUUUUCUGUUUGGGGCCCAAGCCCAUGACUCACCAGUUGUCCAGCCCUGAUUUCCAUGGUGAGGAGAAGACCGAGCAGGUGACCAGCAUUGGCCAAAUCAAACCGGAACUCUACAGACUGCGUGGGGGCGACCAGGGGGAAGGGAAAACGGGGGACAAUUGCGGCAAGAUCAGCUUCCUCCUGCGCUACGCCUUCAAUACAGAGCAGCUAGUGGUAAAGAUCCUGAAGGCUGUAGACCUGGCUGCCAAGGACGCCAACGGCUUCUCAGACCCCUACGUCAAGAUCUACCUACUGCCAGACAGGAAGAAGAAGUUCCAGACCAAGGUCCACAGAAAGACCCUAAACCCUAUCUUCAACGAGACGUUCCAGUUCGGUGUCCCCCUGGCAGAGCUGCACUCCCGGAAGCUACACUUCUCUGUCUACGACUUUGACCGCUUCUCCAGACACGACCUGAUUGGCCAAGUGGUUGUGGACAACCUUCUGGACUUCAGCGAGGGCACAGGGGAAAAGCCUGUCUGGAGGGACAUCGUGGAGGGCACUGCGGUGAGAGAGAGAGCCCAUGCCUGACACCAUAAUGCCACC